Messenger RNA from Gallus gallus (chicken), 3604 nucleotides. It is a transcript of the gene ARL11, whose product is annotated as ADP ribosylation factor like GTPase 11. Gene Ontology annotation, biological process: intracellular protein transport; vesicle-mediated transport. The record is from RefSeq and is a predicted model, not a curated record. Gene Ontology annotation, molecular function: GTPase activity; GTP binding. The transcript is spliced from 2 exons. Bases 2755 to 3354 code for a protein of 199 amino acids. NCBI's taxonomy places the organism in Eukaryota, Metazoa, Chordata, Aves, Galliformes, Phasianidae. Gene Ontology annotation, cellular component: cytoplasm.
GGCGCUGUGAGGGGCGGUGAGCAGUUGGGGUGGGCUUGGAGCGUUCAAAGACUUUUAGUCGGUGUUCGCGCUCCGCUUUAACUCGGCACUGGUAUUUUCUGCCUUUACAGCUGUGCGUUUAUAGCUGCAGCUCAAGGACGGGACACAACUGCGGGGGAAGAUCCAGGAAAGGGAAGAGCGCAGAGAUUCUCUCCCAAGAGAGCGUGCUGUUGUUUCGUGAGGCUGUAACCAGGAAAUGGUUGCUGCUGCUUCAAGCUUCCUUAUUUUCCUGGCCGUGCUCAGGGUCACGGGGCAGCGGGGGCUUGCAACAUCAAGCAGAGUCAUAGAAUCAUAGAAUGGCCUGGGUUGAAAAGGACCACAGUGAUCAUUGGGUUUCAACCCCCUGCUAUGUGCAGGGUCGCUAACCAGCAGACCAGGCUGCCCAGAGCCACAUCCAGCCUGGCCUUGAAUGCCUCCAGGGAUGGGGCAUCCACAGCCUCCUUGGGCAACCUGUUCCAGUGCGUCACUGCUCUCUCAUGGAGCUGACUGAUGGGAGCCGUAGAGCAGCAGGGCAGAGCCUGCAAGAAGCAUCAGCCUGUGUUUGGGGAUGGCCAGCUUAGAAGAAAGAAUGCUUUAAAGAGUGAUCAUAAUUUUGGCGCCCAAAGAGUCAAAUCCAGAAGGGUUGCUGUGAUGCUGAAGAAAUUCUGCCCUGGAAUAUGAGGCAGAGAAGGCACAGCAGGAGGCCUGGGGUAGAAGGACAUUCCCUGCCAAGUUCCUGUGUGCUGUGCUGCUGAGUGGCCUUGGGAAGGCACUGCUGGGUAGCUUGUGCAGCAUCAAGCUGCAAAGUCAAAGCAUAAAUAAGAUAUGUGGAAAAGUGUAGUCAGAGCCUCACUGGGAAGCUCUAAGAGAGCCAGAACGGGGAUUAUAACAGAAUACCCAAACAUACAUUGAUGGUCUUCCUUUUGCUACAGAAACAGCAGUGUCUACACGUCUGUUUUCUGCUCAUCUUUGUGUCCCCACAAACAAAUAAUCUGUUGAGGAUAGCUGUAUUUCCUGGCAUUGCUAGGAGAUGGUGAGAAGAUGAGGCUACGUAAGCAGAACUUUGAUCCUAUUUAGAACUGUAGGAAAGAUCUGCUUAUCGUAUGGAGAUACCCAUUUCUUGAGACAAGUACUGGUACACAGCAUCCAGUGGAGCUUUUUAUUCACGUGGGUUUAGGUUUCUUGGUGUUAUCACUAAUUAUGAACACGUGCAGCAGGUCCUUAAACACCUCAGGGUAAUUGCAGUUGGUUUAUACUGGGCCUGAGCUUUACAGCGGGCUGAAACAGAUAGAAGUGCUCUAUUUGGAGCAGAAUUCACUUUAUAAUCUAGUGAAUGCUACUUAGUUUCUGUUCUUUUUUUCUGUUCCCCCAUUUGCCUUCUCGUGAAAGCCAACAAUAACAAAACCACUCUUCUCUCAUUGUGUUUUUUCCAGAAGGAAAGGGGAUAUGAAACCUUAUAUCCGUGUUGGAAAAGUUAUGACAGACUGGAAAGUUUAGGAAAGCACUGAACAGGUCAACCAGGCCAAACAAUGAUAUUCAGAGACUUCUUUGUUUGUUUUAAGAAUGGAAACAAUUACUGUGUAUCACAGCGUACUGCCAGUGUCUGUAACUCAUUGCUGGCUUGGAUGAGUUAGCUCAUACGUUGCUAUCUCUCUUGCACUGAUUGUCUCGACUUGCAUCUCUUUUGAUAACCAAAGCAGAUGAAAUGCUUUUCUCCAGUGAUUAAACUCGGAGCAUCUGAAAUUCAAAAGGAACAAUAGCACAGCACUGAGUUGCUCCACCAGCCCCAGUGUAACCUGAAUCAUCAGAUUCAUUCCUAGGAGCACAUUAGAAGAAUAGAUAGACUGCAUUGCCUUUUGUCUGUCUAAGAUAAAAAGAUCUGUCUGUAUCUGCAGCUCUGUAAGCAACUACAGCACAGAGCCAUGAUGGCAACUCUCAAUGAGCUGUUAAAGGAUGCUAGAAGAAUAUUCCUCAGUGUUGCUCUCCUCUUUGCUCAGCAUUGCCUUUUCCAUCAGUUAAUUAGCUGCAGAGCCCUAGCAUAUGAUGCCAGAUGAAAUUAUCUGGAGCUGAAUAUCAUCUAUAACUGGCAUCUUGUUUCAAGUUGCUCUGCAGUCCUCGCUGUCAGCUUCCUACGGACGUGAAGUGGGGUUGGAACCAGAUGUUCUUGGAGGUCCCUUCGAAUCCAAGUCGUUCUAUAAAUAGGUUCACAAAACACAUAGAGAGCUGCUCAGGAAAACCUGUUUCAAAGUGAUCCAUUCACAGAAGGCUGCCAAAGGAAGCCCUCCCCUCGCCAAAGGAGGGAGCUCCGGUGGUUCGGCCACAGCCGUUUGAUGCCUCUGGAGACGGCCUCUCCGCUGAGAAAAGUGUGGCAACAGUGACUCUCUGUGGUGAGCGCGGGAAAGUGCAGUUAAAAUCAACGUUCAUAGGUUUUCUUCGCUUUCAUCCGUCGUAUCAGACACAAAGGUAUAAAAGAAACCCGGAUUUAUGUAUUUCAAAGCAGAGUUUCAUCCUGAUUGAUCUACAGAGAAGAGCCUCACCAAGGUACCUCCAAGCUGUGAUUUUUACUUCCCAUAGAAUUAACAGUUUCAGAUAAGAAGCUACCUAUAUAUAGUACAAAUAGGUUGGCGGCGUGGUUAUGCAUCAUUGGAUACCCUCCGUAGGGCUUCCUUUUAACAGAAACUGAAGGAACGGUGUAAGAAAAAACUAUCUUACCUUCAAAACUUUGAUGCUGAACAGAUGGAGGAGCAAAUACUAAGCGGUGUCUCAAUGGGGAAGCUGUUCUCCAAAGGCUGGCGCAAAAGAGACGCGCGUGUGGUCAUGCUGGGCCUCGACCUCGCUGGGAAAUCCACCAUCCUCUACCAGCUGAAGGGCAGCCAGGCUAUGGAGACGUGCCCAACGGUGGGCUUCAACGUGGAGGCCAUGCGGACGCCCUGUGGCAUGUCCUUCAACCUCUGGGAUGUUGGGGGACAGCCCAGCCUCCGGGCCAGCUGGCACCACUACCUGGAGGACACCAACAUCCUGGUCUUCGUGCUAGACAGCGCAGACACGGCUCGGCUGCCUGAAGCAUUGGCGGUGCUGGAGGAGACCCUGGGCCACCCUGGGCUGGCUGAGGUCCCCGUCCUCCUCCUGGCCAACAAGCAGGAGCUGCCAGGGGCCAUGGCUCCUGCCGAGCUGGGGCAGCAACUGUGCAGGGGACGGCUGGCAGGGCACCCAUGGGUGCUGCGGGGCUGCAGCGCCCACACUGGGCAGGGCUUACAGGAUAUCCUGAGGGUUCUGGGGGAGUUGCUCCGGGGCCUGAGGCAGGGAUCCCUGAUCCCAGAGCAGCCCCUCAGCUGAACCACAGGAUUCUGCUUUGCCGGAGGUGCCUACGAGGGACAGAGGGGUUUUGCUUUCCUCUCAGCUCCACACUGCUAUCCUGGUGGAGCAGGACUUGCAGCAGCUGUUCGGCUGUAAGAUGUCACCUAUCAAUAUGAUCUUCAAGCCAUGGAAGUCAAUCAGGAUUAAUGCCAAUGGACGAUGUGAGUGUAUUAAUUCCUUGUUCCCUGAGGGUUGGAACUAGAUGAUUUUAAAGACCUUUCCAACCAAA